This is a messenger RNA of Biomphalaria glabrata, 4513 nucleotides long. Its product is annotated as glutamate receptor ionotropic, kainate 2-like. Gene Ontology annotation, cellular component: membrane. Lineage: Eukaryota; Metazoa; Mollusca; Gastropoda; Planorbidae. The coding region runs from base 1142 to 3268 and encodes 708 amino acids. The record is from RefSeq and is a predicted model, not a curated record. Gene Ontology annotation, molecular function: glutamate-gated receptor activity. The transcript is spliced from 4 exons.
AGGGUAUUGGUAGGUUAGACACAUGUAAAAGAGGAAUACUUUACGUUCUAUAGCUUUUGUUACUUUAAAAAUAUCUUAUAGAAUUCGUUGUUACAGUAACUUAGAUACUGACAACAGAUUUCCAGAGAUUGGUGAAGAUGUUUUAUGUAAGGGGAGGCUAGGAAGUCGGUGAUUGUGACUCUAUUUUACGACUACCACAGCUAGAACUAAUUGUCCCAGGUUUACUGUCGUCUGCUCACUAUAACAAGGCAUGUAAUUCACGUAGUUCAAACACUAUUAAACUUGUAAUUAAAUAGGUCAGGUUGCCUUUAAAGUUUACAUUUGCUAAUUGUCGGUCGGUAUCAUGAACGGCGUUGAUAGACAUGACGUUAAUUUUUUUUUUGUCAUAAAAUGACGCAUGUUUCUUUCGCGGCAGUGAAAAUAUCUGAUUGUAUCAGUUCCAUGACUAUAUUUGUACGUGUGCAGUCGCCAGACCCUGAGAAGGUGUCAAGAAUAUUUCACCCGAGAUCAACUUUUGGAGCGAUUUCUUUAUAAACCUUAGUAUCUAUUCUACACUGUAUAAGGUCACGGGCCAUGAACUCACCAGAGUUCUAGUCUAACCUACAUCAAUGCAUAUACCUGGUGAUGUUUUUUUUUAGUUUCCAACAUUUGCUUUAAUGGAUUACACGGUCUGAUUCAUCUAAGUCCUGAUCAAGAUCAUUCUAUUAGAUAAUGCUCUUCAAGGCAAGGUGUUUCACAAUCUUUGUAUCGAUUUAUUUCAUGGGUCCAAGUCUUCAAUUAUUUUGGUUUCUGUUUAAUUUGAGACCUGAUAGGAUUGUGACAUUUCCAAAUUGAGGCUUUAGUUUCAAUUGAGACUUCACCGAGAUUGAGACUUAGAUCUAGAAUUCUAGAUUGAAGACUCAUAAUUGAUGCCUCUCAUGAUAUGAGAUUAUUCUAUAUAUUUCGGUCUGGUUUGAGGGCUCUAAAUACCUAUAUAUUCUAUGACACUUCUGACUGGAUUAAGACUUUAGAUUGGAUUUCGAUUAUUGCCUGAUAUGUAACUUCUGUCUGGCUAAAGUGUUGUCUGGUGUUGAAUUACUGUAUGAAGUGAGGGUCUAUCUGGAUUGAACUAAAAUGAAAGGAAGUCGAAUAAAUAUUCACCAUGCUUGAACUGACCAGUUCAUUACACACCUGGAUUAUUUUACACAUAUGCAUGCUUACUGGUAAUUUUUCAGACAUUUAUACCAAUGUGUAUCAGUUAUCUCGUAUUUCAAACUCUUUUGCUCACAAUGUUUCGCAAUGGACCUCGCUGGUAAGACUGACAAUACACACAUACACCAUUCUAAACUUUCACGUAGACAUGGACAAGACGACAUUGAAAUCUGGAUGCAACAUAGUCUUCGUCGUGUACCAAGAGGAAACCCAGCAUGCACUGCAGCUUCUCGAACAGGAGCUGACGUCACAAAACACUCAGCUCAUGCUCAUCACCUGCAAACUACCGCCAAGUUUCACAAACGAUGACGUGGCACAACAAUUAUCAGAAAUGAGCAGCUCCUGGAACAUAGAGGUGGUGCUCGUCCUGAGCGACACGUCAGUGCUGGUCACCAAAAUUUUAACGACAGUCGCCAAAGAAACAAGAUUUAAGUGGACAUCGCUGAAACACACCACAGAGUGGAUAGUGGUCAGUCGUUACGAAUCCUUAAUGGACAGUCUUCGAGAGGAGCCUGCAGAUGGCAUAGACUUCAUGACUUUGAUCUACGAGUCAAAGUCAGAUCAUAUGACUGUCGUUCAGAAGUCUAGAAGACAAGACUUUCAUGAGGUGCUUGUCGUUGAUCCAGAAGAUGUUAGGUGCAUCGAUGUCUUUGUGUCUCGUUUGAAAGACGCAUUCAAAAAAUCCUCGGAUUCCGAAAUGGAUGCAUGUUGUCAGAUGGACUACUUUGGUCAACUGAGGAAAUCAGCUCUUCACUUUCUGAAAAGCCAAAAAUCUUCAUUAGAGGGUCUUGUGCUGCCGGUGGCUGUGAUUCCAACGAUUGAAGACAAAUUCUAUACUUAUGUUAUCAAAGAAAACCGGACAGUGUACGAUGGAUACAGCAUAGCCUUGCUGGACACACUAGCCAACUCCAUGGGCUUCACCUACACGUUGGUCGCCGUGGACGACGGAAGUUACUAUGGUGACGUGAUGGACAACGGAGAUGUCUUCGGAAUCACAGGUCAACUGGCCAGAAGAGAAGCAGCACUGACCACUCUGCCACUGAGUAUAACUGAAACAAGACGUACAAAGAUAGAGUACAUCCUAACACCAACAGUGGUAGAGAAUAUCAACAUUAUAUACAGGAUUCCAACUCAAAAAGACCAUUUGGACCUGACCUACUUAGACAUCAUUCAGCCCGAGUUCUUUCUGUACCUGAUCGGUCCAAUCAUUGUUGUCGGGGUCAUUGGGGCAGUCAUUCACGUCUUGACCAACUCAUGUUACAGCCCAGGGCCCGAAGAAUUCAAGAAAGACAACUUGAGGUUACUGGCAUCAUUUCCAGACCACAUUUGUUUCCACACAGAGAGGACCUACAGAGUCCAGUCUGGCCUCAUUCUUCGCACAUCGUGGGCCCUCUUCUGGUUCAUCAUAAGCUCCGCCUACUCAGCGUAUCUCGUGACCACAUUUACUGUCAAACCCCCUGAACUUGCGUUUAAAACUUUUAAACAGCUGAUGGAGCACCCGGAGUUUAGCUUGGGCAUGAACCGACAUGACACGGCACUGCAGACAUUUCUCAGGCUAUCUCAGGACAACGUCCUCCACCAAGUCUGGAUGAAGCUGCUGCAGCAAAACAAAACCGACUCUUCCACGUUCAGCCCAGAUUCUAACCAUCAUUCUAAUCGUGUCUUGAAAGGUGGUUACGCUUUGAUCGCCCAGUCAGCUUUAAACAUGUUUCCAGAUUACCCGGAUGUAAGGACGUACCCACAACGAGGCUUUGAGUCCAUUAACCACGCCUACAUCGGCAUUCCUCAAAAUACUUUCUAUUUCAUGGAUCUUUCCAACGUUCUUCGCUCUCUUGAAGAGUCCGGCAUUCUGGACAAACUGAAGAGCACCUACCUGUCUACACAAACGAGCAAUGCCCCAAGCAGCAAGGUGAGCUCCAACGAUAGCGUCACUUUGUUCAGAAUUCAGCUUCCUGUGUACUUUGCACUGUGUGGUAUGGCGCUUGGUCUCCUGUCACUUGCCACAGAACUAAUACUUUAUAAACUACUCCACAGGACCUACAAUGUCAGUCAAUCCAUGAAAGCUGUAGAUAUUUGAAUACUAUAUAUGAAACAAUAUUAAAAGUCCUUCAUUUCAUCCGCAGAUUUUUGAAACAUAUAUUAUCAGAUACGAAUUGGUUACUCGUCAUCAUCAUUAUCAGUCUCUUGAUUUUCGAGAUCUAGUGACGGCUCGAGUAAUCAAAUCCUUCCACUCUUCUAUGACAACAGCUGUUCUUAGCAGGACAUUAAGAGAGAGAAAGAGAGAGAGAGAGAGAAAGGGAGAGAGAGAGAGAGUCCAAUUCAUUCUUUGAGCUUAUCACAAAGCCAGAUCUUCUUUGAACGACUCUCUAAGCGUGCUCCCUCUACUAUAUCUUGAAAGGGUAGUUUUACAAAGCUUAUAUUAACUCUGUCUGUCGGUAUGGUCAAAAGUUGGUACACGUUAUUUCUCCCACACCUAAUCUCGGAUUAAGCCGAAAUUUUGCACAAUUAUUUCUUUUAAUUGAUAAAGCAAGAAUCAAUAAAAAAAAAGAAAUAUUACUAAUUAGUUGAGUAACUAUUAGUAAUUAAUUAUUAUGUUUGGGAACUUAAACAAGGGAAAGAGAUCAUAUUUGACAGAUCUGGUGGUAUAAGUUGAAUUAGUACCCUUGAGGACUCUUUGAGUUCAUUUUUUUUCCAUUUUUUUAAAUGCAUUUAUAAAAACGAUCAUGUACUCAUUCACCAAGAUACCCCCUUCUUCCCUCCCCCUUUCACAACUGGUCCAGAGAAGUGUUAGAAUAAUAGUGCAUUGAGAAAGUUAAAAACUAAACAAAAACAUUAAAACAAAACAAGGUAACUAAGACUGUGUGGUAACACAAACUGAAAAUCGGCCCCCGAACAGCAUAGUACACCAUUAGUAAUGGCAUUACCCGGUAACAAAAGGCCUACUAUUCAUGAUCAUAACAAUAACAUUUGCCUAGGUCUAGUAACUUCAAGUUUAAACGAGUAAAUUCAUAAUAGUUCUAGUCUAGAUAUAGUGGAUUCGAUAUCAAGAUUCUAGAUCUAGAUCUAGAAUUAGAUCUACACUUAGAUAUAGAUAUAGGCUUAGAUCUAAUUCUAGACUAGACUUAGAUCUUGAAUUUCUAGAUUUAGAUCUAAAACUAGGUCAAGAUCUUAUCUGGAUCUAUAUAUGCCUAGUUUGUAUGACAAAUGACAAUGAAAAUCUUAAUUUUUAUUUUGCGAGGGGAAUGUCUGCUCCUGGUGGACCUACUCCAAGUCUUUCAAGUCAUUUCUAUCUAUCUCACUACCGAACUAAGAUAAGUCUAGA